Messenger RNA from Pieris napi, 3569 nucleotides. It is a transcript of the gene swm, whose product is annotated as RNA-binding protein 26. Gene Ontology annotation, biological process: mRNA processing. The coding region runs from base 158 to 2830 and encodes 890 amino acids. Gene Ontology annotation, molecular function: RNA binding; metal ion binding. Lineage: Eukaryota; Metazoa; Arthropoda; Insecta; Lepidoptera; Pieridae. The record is from RefSeq and is a predicted model, not a curated record. Gene Ontology annotation, cellular component: nucleus. The transcript has 25 exons.
UUUGAAAAAAAAUAUUUCAAGAGGAAAAGACAAACGUGAAAGUCGUGUCAUCAAUUAUAUUUGAGAAAUAAACUAUAUAGUAUUUUUUACAGUGAUUUAUCUAAUAGUGAUAUUUUGCAUGGAUAUUUGAGUAUAAACAUCGAACCUAGUGCUAAAAAUGAUUAUAGAAAAUCCAGAUGCGUUCAAAACAUGGUUGACCUCCAUAUUGGAACCCCUAUGUGAUGCUGAUCCGGCAGCAUUAGCCAAAUAUGUCUAUGCACUUGUUAAGAAAGACAAGGCAUUGGAUGAGCUUCGUGAUGGAAUGCUGGAUCAGCUUGAUGUGUUCUUGCAACAAGAGACCAAACCGUUUGUAGAGAUGCUGUUUAAGGCAUUGGAGAGCCAGGAGUACCUAAAGCCUGUUGAGGAGAAGAAAGAUGAAAUGGCAAUAGAACCUGAAGUACCAGUUGAGGAGCCACAACCUGAGAAUCAUGUGGCUCCAAUGCCUACGGACAUGCCUGAAGACAAGCAACGGAACCAUUCCCCCCCUGCUGCAGAAGUGAAGGAGCCUCCUCGACACCGAGUCGUGGUACCAAGGAGACCUCCGCAACAUGAGCAUACUCUAGUCAAGGUAUUACCUACUGAACUCCUAGAAGAACCAGUGGAACCUCCAAGGAGAAGAGAUAGAAGGAAUGAUUUGAUACGUGAUAAAGAUGACCGUCGCCGCCGCCGUUCCCGGUCAUGGGAGAGACGUUCCCGGGCGAGACGACACCCACGUGACGAUGGACAUCCGGAUAGACGGUAUGAUAAGAGGAGACCAUCACGAUCUCCAUCACCAAGAGGUCGGUAUAGGAACAGAAGUCCACCGACUGCAUUAUUGGAUAGACAGCCUAGCCGGUCUAGGUCAAGAUCUCCAAUGACUCGUGAUAGAGAUCUCGAGAGAGAAAGAGAUAGACUGCGUCCCGCGCGUGAGUUGGAGCGAGAUAGAAUGUCGCGCGACCGAGAGCACCGGGAUCGCUUGUCUCGCUCUAGAGACCGAGAAAGGUCUCGUGACAGAUCGCGCGAUAGGACGUUAUCGCCGCACGACACAAGAUUAGACCACACGGACACGUACAAACGGAGAUGUCGAGACUUUGACGUGAAAGGCUACUGUAUGCGCGGCGAUCUUUGCGAAUGGGAUCACGGUGUGGAUCCCGUUGUGCUGGAAGACGCUGCUCUUACCAGAGUUCUGGCUUUGCCACCACCUGUACCAGGUAAAGAUAUUGAAUACAACCCGGCUACUCCGGACAUCUGGGUGGGAGGAGGAUUCGCGGCGUUCCCCCCGGCGCCUCACCCCCCGCCCGCCCAUCACAUGACGCCCAGGGAACUUGUGCCUAUACCUAGAGUACGUCACGAAAUGCCAACUGGAGCGAUGGUACCUCCCGUGCCGAGACAUCCUCCGCCGAUGAAGAAGAACUUUGACUAUAAUAGACUUGGCUCUAACAGACCACCGUUACCGGGAAAGGGUAUGAAUUGCUCCUUAGAAGUGAAGAAAGUGCCUCACGGACUCAACGACAUAACACAUCUGAACAACCACUUCAGCAAGUUUGGCAAGAUCGUUAAUAUUCAGGUUUGCUUUGAAGGCGAUCCCGAAGCAGCCCUUGUGACAUUCUCUAAUCCAACGGAAGCAAAUGUUGCCUACAAAAGUACAGAAGCAGUGUUGAAUAAUAGAUUCAUCAAGCUGUUUUGGCACAACCCUGAGAACAAACAAGAGAACGCAGCGCCAACCGCUCAACAGAAAAACCAGAACAGCAACCCACUCUCGCACAACAAAGUCUACAUCAACAAAGACAACAUUAAGGCGAGUGAGCAGAAUAAACAGAAAGAAAAGUUGAAAGAGACGAACGGCGAAACAGAGAAGAAAGACGAGAAACCGUUGGACAAGUACAAGGAAGUUAUGGAGAGGUACAAACGUGCCCAGGUGCUUCUUCAGACGCAGCUGACGCAGCAGAAAGUUACCAUAAGCAAGUUGGAGAGUGGUAACGUCAGUGAAGAGCAGAAAACAGAAUUCAUGGAGACGAUAAAGGCUGCACAAGGGGCCAUAGAGAAAUUGAGGAAAGAACUUGUUGCAUACAAUGGCAUGAUCAAACAUCUGCAGGAGGAGAAUGUGUCGCGCUCCAUGUCUCGGCUACAACUGAAUCAGGGAAAGAAGCCAAAAACGGCUGCAGAGGCCCAAAAAGAGAUUCUGGAUGCUGAACUGGAUAUCAUUACUAAACAACAGGAGGGGCAAGACGUUACGGAAUUGGCGAAGAAAAUUGUAGACAUGCGACGCAAGAUGUCCAUACAGUUUCCAUCUCACACAAGCGUUAGAAAAGUCCACUCUAGCUAUCGAAUUAUCAGGAGACGGCUUCGGGGUGGUCGUUUUAACCCCGCAAUGCGUUACACGCGUAACGCAGCCGCACCGGCCCCGAAGACGUUCAGCGAUUUGUCUGUCGAUCACCGGCCUCGCACUCUGCUGAUAUCCGGCUUUGAACCGGAUGAAUUGGAGGCCGUGCAGACGCAUUUUGCGAAAUAUGGAGAGAUUGUCGGUAAAGUCGUGAACAUGUCUGUCCCGGAACUGACGGUGCAGUACAAAAUCCGACCCCAAGCUGAAAUGGCUCUGAUGCGUGGCAGGAACUACAAUGAUCGGACGCUCAGUAUAACGUGGGUAGCCAACAAUAAGCCCCUUGGAGCAGCGCCAAGCGCGACCCAAAAUGGAGAUGCGCCAGCGCAGGAGAACAGUAAGGAUACGCAGAACCAGGAGCAAAGCGAGGACUUCCGGUUCGAUGAGGAAGAUGAGGAUGAAGCCGACGAAGAAAGGUCUUGGAGGCGUUGACGCUGCGCUGGCCGCUAGCUAGACUAGCGAUUUGUACUAACACAUAGAAUAUAAAUUUACAUUUGACAUUGACACUUAACUUAGGCCUCACUGUGGUUAAAGUUAAACCAGCAAUUUUUAACCGCAAAAGAAAUGCGGGUUUUCUCUCAUAUAUAAUGUUAUAAAUAUAUCAGCAAUAUUCAUAUACACUAACUUAUUAUUCACUUUAUAGAUUAACUAAACUAAGUAUGGUAUUAGUAGAGACAAAUUUUUUUAAUAUAUAUAUAUAGUACAUAACAAUGAAGUAUUUAUCACUUAGGUCAUAUAGGUGGCAUUAACGCUUUGCGGUUAGAAGCUGCGGGGAAAAUCACAGUGCGGCCUAUUUAACACCUUAAUACUGGGCUAUGUGUUGGAAAUUAUGUUUUGGCUUUGAAUAAUUGUUUGUAUAAUUUGUUAAUGUAAAUAAUUUUGCUAAAUUGAAUUAUUCAAAUGAAAUUGCAAUCAGUCCCAAAUAGUUUACAAUGCAUAAUAUAAUAACGGACUGUAAUGAAUUUCAGCAAAUUUAAUUUCAAUAAUGGCAAAUAUUCUAGCUGAUAAAUAAGGAUUUUGGAUUCAUAAAAAAGUGCUUCAAAUACUUGGGUAUUGUCAAGGUAUAGGAAAACAUUUUUUUACGAAAUUUAACAAAGGCUAUCUUUAAAUCUUUUUCUACUAGACUAUCUUCUCGUAUUGAAUAUCUUUAAAUAUAUUUCGACUUCCAUUG